This is a messenger RNA of Austrofundulus limnaeus, 2527 nucleotides long. It is a transcript of the gene tmed7, whose product is annotated as transmembrane p24 trafficking protein 7. The record is from RefSeq and is a predicted model, not a curated record. The coding region runs from base 210 to 851 and encodes 213 amino acids. The transcript has 4 exons. NCBI's taxonomy places the organism in Eukaryota, Metazoa, Chordata, Actinopteri, Cyprinodontiformes, Rivulidae.
CAGUGUUUUGGUCAAGCUUAUCUCUACUGGUCAUACAUGCGUAAAGAUAAUAUUAGUAUAUUAACCAUAGAAAAAUGUUACAAAUCACAAGUUAAAUUCUGUCAUUAAAACGCAAAAAUAGCUAGCUAGUUUAGUUAGCUUUAGCUAAUAACAACUUGUCGCUGAUUCCUUUGGUUUGGAGUUGAAGACGUUGGCUCCCAGUCUUCAGGAUGUUUGGAUCACUUCGUGUGCUGUUGCAAGUCUUGUGGGCCCAGCUGCUCUGUGGUUGGGUGCUCGGCUCCGAGCUGACUUUUGAACUGCCAGAUAACGCCAAACAGUGUUUCUACGAGGACAUCAUCAUCGGCACCAAGUGCACAUUGGAGUUUCAGGUUGUAACCGGUGGCCACUAUGACGUGGACUGUCGUUUGGAGGACCCAGAUGGCACAACGCUCUACAAGGAAAUGAAAAAGCAGUACGACAGUUUCACCUUCACAGCAGCCAAGAACGGGACGUACAAGUUCUGCUUCAGCAACGAGUUCUCCACCUUCACGCACAAGACCGUUUACUUUGACUUCCAGGUCGGCGAUGACCCGCCUCUCUUCCCCAACGAGAACAGAGUCACCGCUCUUACUCAGAUGGAAUCAGCCUGUGUGUCCAUCCACGAGGCUCUGAAGUCAGUCAUGGACUACCAGACGCACUUUCGCCUCCGUGAGGCCCAGGGACGCAGUCGGGCCGAGGACCUCAACACCCGUGUUGCAUUCUGGUCUAUCGGAGAAGCCAUAAUCCUGCUUGUGGUCAGCAUCAGCCAGGUGGUCCUGUUAAGGAGCUUCUUCUCUGACAAGAAAACCACCAUGACUCGUAUGGGAUCAUAACAGCCCUUGAGUUUCUGAAUCUGAUUCUUGAUUUCUCUUUUUUUCCUCCUCUCCUGGCUUCAUGUAUAGAGUGGAUAAGAACAGCAGUGCUCAUUUUGAAAUUGGAUCAUAUCAAACUGCCUGGUCGUUCAAUCUCUCCUCAUUUAGUACUGCAGUUCUUAAAAACUUCAUGCGAUUUAGUCUCGACAGGGGGAAAAGGUUUAACGUAUAUUGAGGGGUAAAAGAAAUGGAAAGGAAGGCUUUGAUAGUCAUGUGUAUAUGAGACGGUUCACACUGGUCCUGUAGUUAAAACAACUCCUAAGUUCUAAAUGUUUUUGUUUUAUUGUUUGUGGCAUUGUUUUGCUGUUUAUUUUUGUUAUCUUUCUGARGAUUGGCUCCAUUUAUCAGCCCAAACUGCAGUUUUUAAGUUGUAGUUGGCACAAUACGAACUCGCUGUGGAGUUUUGUCAUCUGCAGCUCACUCCAUUUCAGUGCAAAGGGUACUCCAAACAAAGGUUUAUUUGAUAAAGAAAAAUCAGUUUGAGAGAAAAUAAAUAGAAAAUAAUUUUAAAAAUCCAACAAAUCCCUUUCCUUUACUUUAAAAUACAAAGAACUCCUGUAAAUAUAUAUAAAAACAACUCCAUUUUCAGUGAAAAAACAGUUUUGUUAUAUUUGAGUAAGUUAUACAGAAAGACCUUCCUUUAAUGUUUGAUUGGCACAGAUGUACAAAAGUGUAGUUUAGAUGAAUUGUCUCCCUUAAGUGACGCAAUUUCAUAAAAAAAAAUCACAAAAUCAGUUGUUGGGUUGACAUUUCUGUUUAUUUGUUAUAGAUUCAAGUUUAAAAAAAUAUUGAAUUCAAUAGUAUCAAUAUUAAUUGAAAGCCAAUUUAAAUAUAGGAGUGGUUUUGCAUUUGUGUGUUAAGGUGUGAGGGACAAGAAAGAAUUAUUGAUGUUUUUUGGCUUUUUUGUUGAGACGUUUAGAACAGUUUUAAAUGCAUCAUCUUCUACAGUCUUUGUUUUGUAGUCUUGCCUUUUGCUGUUUUAAAAUGUAACGGCAUAUUUAUCCUGUGGGUUGAUGGUGUGCUUUUGUUUUUAUUCAGCACUGUUGUAAAUGUAUUUACUGAAAAGUAUUGUUUCAACAUUUAAAAAAAAAAGCCGUACAUUMUGGGAUGAAAUUGUAAUUUGAUGAAACUUUCUGCUGAAUGAUUGAAUUGUUGAAAUAAAUCCGAUUCCGACUCAGGACUUCUGUUGCUCCAGUUAGGAUUUGUAAAUGUAACUCUCAUUCUUGAUUCUUGCUGUACUUAACAAAAAUGAAUGUGAUGGCGAUCAGAGCAGCUGGAAGAUUUUUGUUAUGUUUUGAGGAUCGUGUAUCUUUUACAUUCUUUAAUUGAAAAUUAUAAAACAAAAUGAACACUCGUUUGAUUUAUUUUUCAGUUUUUCUGUAAGUCUAUAGUAAAUGUACAAAAACAGGUUUGAGUAACUGAUUAGAAACCACUUUUUAUACAUUUUAUUAUUUAUGGUUUGGCUUUGCUUCAUUUAACAUAACUCCAUACAACUGUUUGCCGUUAGAUUUGGUCUGUGGUGCAAUGUUGCUAAUUUCCAUAACUUUGUUUACUAAUAGGUCAUUUGUGGACGUCUCUGAGACAUUGUUGGAAUCUGUUAAGUUAUUGGGAUGGUUAAAUAAAUUUCUAAACAAAUA